UUUACGCGGGAAAGGAAGGCAAUCACGGAGAAGUUUUCGUUAACCAUAAUAUUCGUUGAAGAAAAUUAUAUUUGUUGCAAAAGGAUUUCGGAUAAAAUUGUGUUUUCAAUAUUCGUUUAAAAAUGGCGAACAAAGUGGCGAGAGAUUAUAUUAAAGACAGAGAACAAUUCAAGACUUUUUUUCUGGAAUUCGUAACAAUGGAUGAUAAGACCGAAAAUAAGACCUUUAAAUACAGACAGCAGCUUACCAAAAUAGCUCACAGAGAACAAAUUAGUUUCGAAAUCGAUUUGGAUGAUGUACAAUCGUUUGACGAGGAGCUAGCCACAUCUGUUGCUAAUAAUACACGAAGAUACACUAAUUUGGUUUUGGAUUUGGUUCAAGAAAUGUUACCUGAGUUCAAAGAAAGAGUUGUCUUACCUCAAGAUACAUUGGAUAUUUAUAUGGAGCAUCGGUCAUUAAUGCAGGCUCGUAAUAGACAACAAGGUGAAGCUCAGGACACUAGAGUUAAAUAUGCUCCUGAAUUGAUGCGUCGUUUUGAAGUAUAUUUUAAAGAUUUUUCUGAUACAAAAGCAUAUUCAGUAAGAGAUAUUAAGGCAGACAAGAUUGGAAAAUUGGUGACAGUUAGAGGCAUUGUUACAAAAACUACUGAAGUAAAGCCUAUGAUUGUUGUAGCAACAUACACAUGCGAUGAAUGCGGUUCAGAAGUGAGCCAACCGGUGCAUUCUUUGAGUUUUAUGCCACUACGGACAUGUCCAAGUGAUGGAUGUCGUGUGAAUAAAUCUGGUGGCAGAUUGUACUUGCAGACAAAAGGUUCGAAGUUUAUAAAAUUUCAAGAGAUAAAAUUGCAGGAACAUAGUGAACAAGUUCCAGUUGGCCAUAUACCACGAUCCUUAACUAUCUUUUGUCGAGGCGAAACAACGAGAAAUUGCUUGCCUGGUGAUCACAUUAUUGUUACUGGGGUGUUCUUGCCCUUUUUGAAAACAGGUUUCAAUGCUAGAUCAGGGCCUGCGCUUUCCAGUGAGACUUAUUUGGAGGCACAUAAAAUAGUAUGUCUCAAUAACAUUGAUACAGUAGACGAUGGAAGUGCCGAAUUGACCGAUCAAGAAUUAAGUUUACUGAUGCAAGAUGAUUUUUACAACAAGUUGGCUUGUUCCUUAGCACCGGAAAUUUAUGGGCUCGAGGAUGUGAAAAAGGCAUUACUUUUACUUCUCGUUGGUGGAACAGACAAGAAGAAGGGCGAUAUUAAAAUUCGAGGCAACAUUAAUAUUUGUUUGAUGGGAGAUCCUGGUGUAGCAAAGUCGCAAUUAUUAUCCUACAUCACACGAUUGGCUCCAAGAUCGCAGUAUACCACAGGACGAGGCUCGUCCGGUGUGGGUUUAACUGCUGCUAUUAUGAAGGAUCCUCUGAGUGGUCAAAUGAUAUUGGAAGGUGGAGCUUUGGUGUUGGCGGAUCAAGGAGUUUGCUGCAUCGACGAGUUUGAUAAGAUGGCAGAUGCAGAUAGAACGGCGAUUCACGAAGUAAUGGAACAGCAAACCAUAUCUAUUGCUAAAGCCGGAAUAAUGGCUCGUUUGAACGCUAGAGUGUCCAUAUUGGCUGCUGCCAAUCCGGCGUAUGGCAGAUAUAAUCCGCAGAGAUCGGUUGAACAAAAUAUUCAAUUGCCUGCCGCAUUGUUGUCGCGAUUUGACUUAUUGUGGCUUAUCCAGGAUCGCGCAGACCGAAGUAAUGAUCUUAAAUUAGCACAACAUAUUACAUAUGUGCAUCAACAUUGCUCGCAACCUCCUACUGAAACGGAAGCUAUAGAUAUGAAAUUAAUAAGAAAAUAUAUAAAUUUGUGUAAGACAAAAGAACCUGUUGUAUCAGAAGAAUUAACAGAGUAUAUUGUAGACUCUUACGUGGAAAUGCGAAAGGAAGCGCGUAACAGCCACGACAAGACGUUCACUUCCGCUCGUAAUCUGCUAGCUAUUCUUCGGUUGUCGACAGCAUUAGCACGACUGCGACUAUCAAACGUAGUUGACAAGGACGACAUUGCAGAGGCGAACAGAUUAGUGGAGAUGUCCAAGCAUUCGAUCAACUAUUCCGAACAACGCGUAAAUAACGCGCAACAGAAUCCAAUCAAUAGAAUUUUCCACCUGAUACGGGAACUUGCCGGUGAUAAGAAGACAGUCAAAGUGUCGGAUAUUUUGGAGCGAUGCACGAGCAAGGGAUUUAAACCCGAUCCCGUAUACAAGUGCAUCGAGGAGUACGAAGCGUUGAACGUGUGGCAGGUCAAUCAGACCAGAAGAUUGAUUACUUUUAUAUAAUUUCGUAUUUGAAGACACUAUCUUCAUCAUAUUUUCAGCAGAAUGUAAUCUGAUGUAGCUUUCUUUUUUUUGUAACUCGACAAUAAACGAUUAAUAUUUAUUUCUUA
Molecule: messenger RNA, 2407 nt
Organism: Nylanderia fulva
Lineage: Eukaryota; Metazoa; Arthropoda; Insecta; Hymenoptera; Formicidae
Gene: Mcm7
Product: minichromosome maintenance 7
Biological process (GO): double-strand break repair via break-induced replication; DNA replication initiation; DNA strand elongation involved in DNA replication
Cellular component (GO): MCM complex; nucleus
Molecular function (GO): ATP hydrolysis activity; single-stranded DNA helicase activity; single-stranded DNA binding
Source: RefSeq, a predicted model, not a curated record